This is a messenger RNA of Heteronotia binoei (common prickly gecko), 1886 nucleotides long. Its product is annotated as brain-specific angiogenesis inhibitor 1-associated protein 2-like. Gene Ontology annotation, cellular component: cytosol; nucleoplasm. The record is from RefSeq and is a predicted model, not a curated record. The transcript is spliced from 14 exons. The coding region runs from base 35 to 1648 and encodes 537 amino acids. Gene Ontology annotation, biological process: plasma membrane organization; actin crosslink formation; positive regulation of actin filament polymerization. Gene Ontology annotation, molecular function: protein binding. Lineage: Eukaryota; Metazoa; Chordata; Lepidosauria; Squamata; Gekkonidae.
GUCCGGGCCCCGCUGCGCUCACUGCCCCGGCAUCAUGUCCCGCUCGGAGGAGGUCAACCGGCUGACGGAGAAUGUCUAUCGGGCAAUUCUGGACCAAUUCAACCCCAGUCUAAGGAAUUUUGUGACCAUGGGAAAGAACUAUCAGAAAGCACUCUCAGGAGUAACGGUGGCAGCUAAAGGUUAUUUUGAUGCCUUAGUGAAGCUCGGGGAGCUGGCUAGCGACAGUCAAGGAUCCAAGGAACUGGGUGACACAUUGUUCCAGAUGGCUGAAGUUCAUCGGCAGAUUCAAGUACAGCUGGAAGAAACUCUGAAGCUUUUCCAGUCAGAGCUCCUGUCCCAGUUGGAACACAAAUUAGAACUGGAUAUCAAGUAUCUGAUGGCUACCCUAAAGAAGUACCAAGGUGAGCAUCGUGCCAAAGCCGAGUCCAUCGAGAAGUGUCAGACAGAGCUGAAGAAGCUGCGCAAGAAAUGCCAGAGCAGUAAAAACCCACAGAAGUACGGGGACCGUGAGGUGCAGUAUGUGGAGAUUAUGAGCACCAAGCAGAGUGAGCUGGAUCGGUUUGUGGCGGAAGGAUACAAGGCAGCUUUGACUGAGGAGAGGCGCCGGUACUCCUUUCUGGUGGAUCGCCAGUGUGCAGUCUCCAAGCACUUCAGCACCUAUCACACCAAGGUGCGGGAGCUGUUAGUGGCCAAGUUGCCCGUCUGGCAGGCAUCAUGUACCCAACCUACUCGCCUCCCUGAGCGUGCCCUGGCCUUGGUCAAGCUCACAGCCAACCACCUCCCCGGGGGGACACCCAUAACAGCCAUUGACUCCCUUCCCAGCUCUAAGGUCCUGGAAGAAUUGUUAGAGCAUGGACCAAACCACCGGGCUUCAGUCCAGGAGGUGACUCCACUACCUAAUGGUGACUCACAUCGUGGGAAGGGAUUGAGGGACCUCAGCCAUCUACCGAUCAGUGAGCCCAUCACCAUCACCUCAGGCCUGCCUCCCACCCAAACCACUCAGACCCCCCCGCAGACCAAGACCGCCGACAGCUAUUCCUGCACCCUUCCGAUGCCACGCAAGAUGUCAACUGAGACCCGUCUAGCAACGCUGGUGGAGAACAAGACCCUGCCUCGUAUCAGUCCGCUUUCCAUCCUGCCUGCACGUUCUGAGCGCCGGAGGGUCCAGGCGAUAUUCUCCCACGCAGCAGGCGAGAACAGCACGCUGCUCAACUUCCAAGAGGGAGAUGUCAUCAUGCUGCUGGUGACCGAGGCACGGGACGGCUGGCACUACGGGGAGAAUGAGACAACCAAAAUGAAAGGCUGGUUUCCUUUCUCCUACACCCGGCCCUUCCCCCCAGCUGAAGGGGCUGACAAGUCACUCAUCAGCUUCCCACUUAGCAAAAUGAACAGCAGCAGCACAGGAAAUUUGGACCGAACUGGCUCUCCACCUGCUGGCCCAGAGGGAGGGGACAGCCCACGCUAUGGCCUCUCACCACGGGCCAGUGCAUCUCGGCAGCGUCCUUAUAGCAUGCUAAACCCUGACCUGUCUCAGUUAGCGAAUGAGUUUGGGAGUCCAAGUGCCUCUCCUUCGAGGACCAACCCUUUUGCUCACAUCAAGCUGAAACGCACCGUGACAAACGACCGCUCAGCCCCGCUCAUCCAGUGAGAGGCAUAGGGACUGCUGCCCUCCCCCCCACUCCUCCCCCCCACUGUCUGGACAGUCUAACAAAGUACAUCCGGCUGCCUCCCCACCACCCCUCUAGUGGUCAAUGAGAGUAUUGCAGCACGUGGGGCUGGGACCCUGCGUCAUGAGAUGUUGCAGAGUGGCUGUACAGUCAUGCCAUCCAGUGGUGGUUGAUGAUGACUCCAGCCGAGGACAGCAGAAGAAGAAGUGAGACAGAAGC